Messenger RNA from Exophiala dermatitidis NIH/UT8656, 432 nucleotides. Its product is annotated as thioredoxin-like protein 4A. Gene Ontology annotation, cellular component: U5 snRNP; spliceosomal complex; U4/U6 x U5 tri-snRNP complex. Bases 1 to 432 code for a protein of 143 amino acids. The transcript has a single exon. NCBI's taxonomy places the organism in Eukaryota, Fungi, Ascomycota, Eurotiomycetes, Chaetothyriales, Herpotrichiellaceae. Gene Ontology annotation, biological process: mRNA splicing, via spliceosome. The record is from RefSeq and is a predicted model, not a curated record.
AUGGGUUCCGUGGUAAUUCCUCACCUAGUCACGGCCUGGCACGUUGACCAAGCAAUCCUCUCGGAAGAUGAGCGGCUCGUUGUUAUUCGCUUCGGCCGCGAUUGGGAUCCCGACUGCAUGCGCAUGGACGAAGUCCUCUACAAAAUAGCCGAUCGAGUGAAGAAUUUUGCCGUCAUCUACGUCUGCGACAUCGAUCAGGUCCCCGAUUUCAAACAAAUGUACGAACUGUACGAUCCCGUCACGCUUAUGUUCUUCUUCCGCAACAAGCAUAUGAUGUGUGAUUUUGGCACGGGCAACAACAACAAAUUGAACUGGGUCCUGGAAGACAAACAAGAGCUGAUUGAUAUCAUCGAAACGAUAUACAAGGGCGCAAAGAAGGGAAGGGGUCUGGUGGUUUCCCCGAAAGAUUACUCGACACGGUACCGAUAUUGA